This is a messenger RNA of Nelumbo nucifera (sacred lotus), 1496 nucleotides long. RefSeq names its product floral meristem identity control protein LEAFY (gene LFY). Gene Ontology annotation, biological process: regulation of DNA-templated transcription. Gene Ontology annotation, molecular function: DNA binding. Lineage: Eukaryota; Viridiplantae; Streptophyta; Magnoliopsida; Proteales; Nelumbonaceae. The record is from RefSeq and is a predicted model, not a curated record.
CGAUAACUAUUUCCGGGCUUUCAUAGAGAGUGUGAGUGAGUGAGUGAGUGAGAGAGAGAGAGAGAGUUUCACUUUGCACUUUGGCUUUUGUGAUGGACCCCGACGCCUUCUCUGCCAGCUUAUUCAAGUGGGACCCUCGAGGAGGAGCCGCACCGCCGGCGAAUCGUCUCCUUGAAGCGGUGGCACAGGCCCCAGCCUACCCCACUAUACGACCGAGGGAGCUGGGAGGGCUGGAGGAUUUCUUCCAGGCCUAUGGUAUCCGAUACUACACGGCGGCCAAGAUAGCGGAGCUAGGGUUUACUGUAAGCACACUUUUGGACAUGAAAGACGAGGAGCUCGACGACAUGAUGACCAGCCUCUCACAGAUCUUCCGGUGGGAGCUUCUCGUCGGUGAGAGAUAUGGCAUCAAGGCCGCCGUUCGGGCCGAGCGGCGCCGCCUCGAAGAGGAUGAAACCCGGCGACGCCACCUUAUUGCAUUAGACACCACUAACGCACUUGACGCUCUAUCCCAAGAAGGGCUUUCGGAAGAACCGGUGCAACAAGAGAAGGAGGCGGUGGGGAGCGGCGGAGGAGCAGGCGGUGGGGGUACGUGGGAGGUGGCAGGCGCGGAAAGGAAGAAAAAUAAUCGUCGAAGGAAGACGCCGUCGAGAAGCGGGGACGAGGACGAAGAUGAUGAAGCAGCGGAGGAUGAGGAGGGUGGAGUUGGCGGUGGGGAGCGACAGCGAGAGCAUCCCUUCAUAGUAACGGAGCCCGGUGAGGUGGCUAGGGGCAAAAAGAACGGGCUUGAUUAUCUAUUCCAUCUGUAUGAGCAGUGUCGGGAGUUCUUGAUCCAGGUUCAGAACAUCGCCAAGGAGAGAGGCGAAAAGUGUCCUACCAAGGUGACGAACCAAGUGUUCAGGUAUGCAAAGAAGGCGGGGGCAAGCUACAUAAACAAGCCGAAGAUGCGACACUAUGUACACUGCUACGCGCUGCAUUGCCUGGAUGAAGAGGAGUCGAACACGCUGAGGAGAGCAUUCAAGGAGAGAGGGGAGAACGUGGGGGCGUGGAGGCAGGCGUGCUACAAGCCGUUGGUAUCAAUGGCAGCACGACAAGGAUGGGACAUCGACGCCAUCUUCAACUCUCACCCACGCCUUUCCAUCUGGUAUGUCCCCACCAAGCUCCGUCAACUCUGCCACGCCGAACGCAGCAACGCUGUUUCUGCUUCUGCCUGCUCUUCUUCUUGCGCUACCAUCGCUCCCCCCUCUACCUUCUAACCACUACCCACUCUACAUUUCCCUUUUAUAUAUUUAUUAUAUAAUUAUAUAUAGAGAGAGAGAGGGAGAGAGGGAGAGAGACUGAGAGAGCGAGAUAUGUUUCACUUCACGCUGUGUCGUCGUCGUCGUCGUCAUAUAUUAGAGCAUAAACUACUACUUCGUAUGAUAUGAUGGAUACUUGAUAUUUUACUUUGGUAUCGUAGUUAAGGAUGAUGAUUUAAAAUGCUUGUUUUAUGAUUAUCA